AGAAGCGCUAGGCUCCUGCUCGGCUUCGGGCUGGCUGCAGUCUCCUGAGUCUGACGGCGGCUGAAACUCUCGGCUCGUUCAAGAUGAGGCUUUUGCUACUUCUGGUGGCAGCGUCGGCCGUGGUCCAGAGCGAGGCCUCGGCUAACCUGGGCGGUGUGCCUAGUAAGAGAUUAAAGAUGCAGUAUGCCACGGGACCGCUGCUCAAGUUCCAGAUUUGUGUUUCCUGAGGUUAUAGGCGGGUGUUUGAGGAGUACAUGCGGGUUAUUAGCCAGAGGUACCCAGACAUCCGCAUUGAAGGAGAGAAUUACCUCCCUCAACCAAUAUAUAGACACAUAGCAUCUUUCCUGUCAGUCUUCAAACUAGUAUUAAUAGGCUUAAUAAUUGUUGGCAAGGAUCCUUUUGCUUUCUUUGGCAUGCAAGCUCCUAGCAUCUGGCAGUGGGGCCAAGAAAAUAAGGUCUAUGCAUGUAUGAUGGUUUUCUUCUUGAGCAGCAUGCUUGAGAAUCUGUGUAUGUCAACAGGUGCAUUUGAGAUAACUUUAAAUGAUGUACCUGUGUGGUCUAAGCUGGAAUCUGGUCACCUUCCAUCCAUGCAACAGCUUGUUCAAAUUCUUGACAAUGAAAUGAAGCUCAAUGUUCACAUGGAUUCACUCCCUCAUCAUCGAUCAUAGCCCCACCUAUCAGCACUGAGAACUCUUUUACAUUAAGGGAUUUUUGCAAGAGCAGCGUGACUGACAUUAUGAAGGCCUGUACUGAAGACAGCAAGCUGUUAGUACAGACCAGAUGCAUUUGGCAGGCUCGUUGUACCUCUUGGAAAACCUCAAUGCAAGACAGUUUUUCAGUGCUGUCUCAUUUUGGAAUUCUGCACAUCCGUGGAGUGCAAUAAUAAUAUUGUAUAGCAUUUUUUUUAAUUUAGCCAGUUAAUAAUUUUAAAAAUAUAAAUAAUACUUGCAACUUUUUCUCUUAGUCGUAUUUGAAAAAGUAGAAGAUUGAGUUAUUGUUUGAUUUUUUUCAAAGAUGUCUGUUAAAUCUGUUGUGAUUUUAUAUGAAUGUUUCUUUUUUAUAGUUUAAAACCUGUCUUUUUGGGAAUACAACUGAAGUUCCCAAAUACUUUAUAAGAGUUUAUCAGACAUCUCUAAUUUGGUCAUGCCCAAUUCAUAUAGUUUACAACAUAUUGCAGAUUGUGAACAGUGCACAGUGCAUUCUACAAGAUUAUGGAGGAAAAUCCUAUAUCCAGAGUGCUCUCCCAAUGUGCGUGUGUGUGUGUAUGUGUGUGUGUGAUUACAAGAGAACUACUAAAUGACCAUCGCUUUUUAAAUCCUUUCGUGUAGUUCAAGUGUCUUCCUUGACCCAUCUAAUGAAUUGAUUAACUGGGCCUUUAUACGUAACUAAAUAAAAAACUAAGGAGAUAUAAGUUAAAUUAAAAAGUUUCAAUUUAUUGUGCAGUGUACCUGUUAACAUAUUUAACUAUCGUCUGCCUAUAUUUUUGUUUUUGACUUACAGAUAAUUUGGUAAGGGACACACUUUAGAUUCACAUGCAAAUAAUAGGUUCAUUUACCAGUUUUAGAAUAAUUGAAACUUACCUCACUGAGGAUAAGUACAGUUGGACGUCUUUUACAACUUUGAUAUUAGGUGAAUGGAGAGCACUUAUCUGAUACUUUAACUUGUCUCACAUACCAAUUUCUAAAAAAGGCAGCUUUUUUAAAAGCUUAAAUUGAUAAAGACUGUAAGAGUAAUUUAGCUAAAAUAGGACCAUAACAUAGAAAAAUAGUCGUAACACUUCAGUAACCUAUAGGAAUAGAAGUGGUUAAGCCAAAAAUAGGUCUUGAUUUGUUAGGGGAAGCCAUGAGGUUUGAAGUGAAAUUAUGAGAUAGUUCAGCAUUGGGUCUACCUAACACUUCAGCAUAGCACCUUUAAAUUAGUUUGUCACUGAAUAUUUAUUGAGUAAAUGUCAUAUAAUGAUCCUGAUUGUGACAGCUUGAAGAUUAAACAUACCAUAUUCUCUAGCUAACAGGAAGUUAGUCUGAUAAUUCACUGUAGGAAGUUGAUUAAAUGGAUCAUCCUUUUAAUUAAGAUACAAAAUUUUUAACCUAAAUUUUUCUUAUAAUGGAAAGAGUCAAUACAAUUCAAGCUAAAAGUUCUUUAGAGAUUAUUAGCAAGAUGUCAUAACAUUUUGUUAUCUUUGACUAAAAUCUUGUUGGUCUGUUUGUGUACAACACAUCCACACCACCCCCACACCCAUCUUCUUGAAUAUACUGCUGAAUUUGUCUAGGCAUCUUUCCUCAGCUGAUGGGCAUUUUACUUGUGUCUUAGUUAAGCUUGUGGCAUUUAGACUUUCACAAUUGAGGGCUUGGAUCUACCUUUCUCUGUGUUCACCUUUGGUUGAAUAACUUGUCUUUUGGAGAAUAACUUUAAAUGACUGAGAUGCUGAUUUAAUUCAGCUAUUUUGUUGAAACCCAUCUCAAUAUUGUUGUUUUAUGUUUGGCCAUAUUUAAAUCUAGAAUUUAUAGAGUCUAAUGAAAAAAUUAGUGGAAAGCAUGAAUAUAAAAAGGCAGAAUACUAUAAGGAAAAAGGAAAAGUAAAAAAAGAAUAUUUAAAAUAUAGCUUUAUUCAUAACAUUCUAAAACUUAGUUGUUUGUAAAUUGUUGUGGCUGUCAAGUUUGUAAAUAUCUAUGCAUUAUAUUAACUAGAAGACCAUAGAAUAUGAAAGCAGGUAGGCUAAAUGUUAUUGGGGUUUUCAUGUUUGUUGCCAUUAUGGAAGAAAUUAUUUGUUAGAUUAAUUAAAAAAUGUUGGCAAAACAAGGCUUCAUACUUUAGUAUGCAAGAUGUACAAAACACAUAUGCUUUCAGAAUAUAAGUACAUUAUUUACUUUUGGCACUAAUACUUAUUAAAUGACAGCAGAUCAGCCUCCACAACUGUUAAGGUAUAACAGGACCCAAAUGAAGCUUUUAUCUUUCUUUGAAUGUUAAUUGCUUUGGGACCUUGACUGUUUGCAAAUAUUUUAUCAUUUCAUAAUUUAAAAUUCAGAUUUUUAAAAAAUAGCAUACAGGAUUUUUACAUAUGAUUUGAUAUUUAAUACUAAAGCUUUUUAAAAAAAAUCUCUUGAGGAAAAUAAGUGAGGAAUUGUAAAGUUUGGGGACUUACCUCAACAUUUUGAAAGUAAACUUUUAUUAAGCUGAAGUGAAAGAACUCCCUACUUUGCUGAAUUAAUUCUGUACUAUUAUGCUUUAUUUGUUAACUUUAUUUAGGGAAUUUUCCCAGGAUAGGCAAUGUAACAGUUGGUCUCAUUAAAUACUAUGUUUACCUUCUAAUGGUUACUUAUCUCUCUUAGACCUUAUACUACCUCUCAAGCCUUAUUGUCCACUUGUGCUUCCAUGUUGGAACAGAACAACAACUUUGUGAUGUAUUCUGUGCUUUCUGGAGUGGAGCAGUUAGAAGCAUCUUAUUAUUGUCAAACUUGACAAACCUUGGCCUCUUGAAUUCCUGAGCAAUUCUCACACCCCAAAUCUGGAGGAAAAUAAAAUGAAUACUUUCCCUCUUUUUGCUGCUAACGACCAUUUAACAAAAUCUCAGAAGAAAGAACAAAGUUCAGAUAUUUAUAAUUUGACUGAGCCUUUUUCUUCAUGAUCCCUGGCUGCUUUACCCUGGGCUUCAGAAAAGCAAGCAGAUCUAAAUAUUCCCCACCCCACCCCCCACCCCUACCCUGACAGUUGUGUCCUGAAGAGAACAUGAACUGGUCUCAGAUACAGUUGGGAAGAGGGUUAAGUCAUCCGUUCCUAAGCAAUAUUAAUAGAAUGUCUGCCUGUGUUGAGCAUGAACAAAAUAAAAAAGAAACAACAUGGAAACCAUGCAAAAAUACUGUAGCAGUAGUUUUACAACUUUAGUGUGUAUAAGAAUCAUUGACAGAAAUUUGGGACACCAGCCCUAGAGAUUCAGAUUCUGUUGGUCUGAGAUGGGGCCCAGUAAUUUGCAUUUCAUACAAGCUGCCAGGUAAUGCAGAUGCUGUGGUCGGUGGUCCACACACUGAGUAGCUGUACUGCAAAGAUGAAUGCAAAAGACUGACUCAACCUAGAAGAAAAUGUAGCUGAGUAUUUCACACAAUUGCUCUAUGUUCACAUAAUGACUUAAUAACACAAAUUCAGCAAAAUGGGAACUCAAGAUCAAACAACAGGAUGAGAUGAGAAGAGUAUUUCUGAGAAAACAAAUAGAGGAGCUCAUUGUCCCACUUAAUCUUGUUUUAUCCAUGCAACAUAUUUGUUAUCCUUUCUUAUUGGUAUAUUGGGUUAACAUUUUAAAACUUCUUGGUUGACUGUGUUUUAAAAGGAAAUGUUAAAUUUUCCAAUAUAAUUUUAAACAAUCUGUUUCAAUUAUGAAUUGCCAGAUUGUCAGAGAGCAAAGCAGUCAACAUCAUGUUUGCAUUAUGCCUGUAUUUUAUAUUGAUAACUGAUCUUAAUUUUCAUGUAAAACAUAACAUUCUAUUUCAAUUUUUAUAGUUCCAAGUAGAGAGUUUAUUAUAUUAUUAUUGUUGUUAUUAUCUUUAUUGUUAUAAUAAUUAACCAUCUUAGAACUCUUUAAAUUGCCAUGGAAACUAAGUCUGAACUAGGUUCUUCAAAAGAAAAAAAAAAAGUAAGGUUAGCUUCAGGGAUUCAAGUGGGGUUAUCAGACCUGUCUCCAUCUAUGUAGACCUUAUUUUCUUUAUAAGCAUCCACCGUUAUUGGGAAGAGAAGAGCAGGGGUGGGAAGGAAGGGAGUAGAGCAUGACUACAGAUAGUUUGGGCUUCAAACAGCCCAGAUUAGCAACCUAGAAAAAAAGAGAAUAUGUUUUCCCCUACAAUCCAUUUAUAUAGUUCCAGAGAAAUACUCUGGUCUAACUUGGGUUAUAUGCUUCUCUUGGGGCCAGUUACUGAAGCCAAGGAAAUAGAAAAUUGAUCGUCUAGGCUUAGUUUACUUCUCUAACUCUAGGUGCUCACUAAUACCGCACGUGAGUUUCAUGUACUAGGAAAGAGGCAGUUUCUUCCUCAGAAACCAUGCUAAGCAAAUGAACAAUAUGCCUCAGAA
Choloepus didactylus (southern two-toed sloth) is the source of this 5055-nucleotide messenger RNA. It is a transcript of the gene SELENOT, whose product is annotated as selenoprotein T. Gene Ontology annotation, biological process: cell redox homeostasis. Lineage: Eukaryota; Metazoa; Chordata; Mammalia; Pilosa; Megalonychidae. The transcript has 6 exons. Gene Ontology annotation, molecular function: thioredoxin-disulfide reductase (NADPH) activity. Gene Ontology annotation, cellular component: endoplasmic reticulum membrane. The record is from RefSeq and is a predicted model, not a curated record.